Molecule: messenger RNA, 300 nt
Organism: Entamoeba nuttalli P19
Lineage: Eukaryota; Evosea; Mastigamoebida; Endamoebidae
Exons: 1
Coding region: 1-300 (99 amino acids)
Source: RefSeq, a predicted model, not a curated record
AUGAGCAAAGGGAUUGAGAUUAAUAAAGAAAUUCAAUUAAAAUCUGAACAAUGGAAAAUACCAGGAAGAGCUCCACCUAGUGUUAUUGCAGAACGUGGAAUGACGUUAAAAGAAUGUGAAUCAGCACAUAAUUUUAUUUCUGAAACAAUCAAAAAAUUAAGUAAUCUUGAUAAAUUAAUAUUUUAUGAUCAAUACACUGAUGACUUAACACCUGAAUUAUUAUAUAAAUAUCAAACAACAGAUGUUUGUUCUUUUAGAGUAAAUAAAUUUAUUAAAGACAAUAUUAAAAUAAUACAAUGA